Messenger RNA from Pseudoliparis swirei, 909 nucleotides. RefSeq lists its product as uncharacterized. The record is from RefSeq and is a predicted model, not a curated record. The transcript has 4 exons. Bases 1 to 693 code for a protein of 230 amino acids. Lineage: Eukaryota; Metazoa; Chordata; Actinopteri; Perciformes; Liparidae.
AUGAAGUACUUUCAGUACACCGGAAGUCUUUCAGACGUACCGGUAACGUUACGUCUGAAAGACUUCCGCUUCCAGCGCUACGAGAGCGGAACAUCUAAACGAGGGGUGCUCACACUUUUUCAGCAUAUAAGUGCAGAGUUCAUGCGCUUGGUUUCCUCUGAUCUCCACCAGUGUUUUUUUGAUGGACUGGACAAAUAUGUUCCAAAACUGCUGGAGAUGUACAGCAUACGAAGUCCAAGCUGUCCUAACAUGCGCCGUCUGCUUCAUUCCCUCGAUGAACAAACUUCAAACCAGAAGAGAAGAGCAGCUGUUUUGCUUGGACUUCCGCAUUACCUGAGGGAGGACUCCAGCAGUUUCAUCUCUGUCUGUGAGACUACCAGCUCAGAAGGAGAAGCAAGACAAGUGGACAUUGGCCUGCUCAUUGUUGCAGAGGAUGGUGGAAGUGGAAAACAAUUGCUGGCUUUGAACAUUGUUGAUGUCGCCGUGGUGCUGGAGGAAAGAGUCAUUGUGCAAGAGCUAAAGGAUGUUCCCAAAGCCUUUGCAACGCUGAUGGGACUCUACAGCCUCAACUUUGUGUACCCUAAAGGACUAAAAUAUACCUUUGAAGUCAUCCAAAAAGUGUUCAUGGGCAUCGGCAGUGCGACUUGUUCAGCCAAAGUCAAUGGACUCCGGAACAAGAUGCUUCAAGCAUAGGCAAGUUGAUGGCUAUCACUUGAUCUGAAUACUUAUUCAUAUACAUUACAAUUACAUAACACACUCUCAAACAUCAUAAACACCACUAUUAAAGAAAAACACAUCAUAAACACAAACACAAGAUAAACAAAUGCAUCAUAAACACCACCAUCAAAAGUUAUGAAUGUUGAUGUAGCAGGAUUUAAUUUGCUCAUUAAAUUGUAUUUAAAAAAGGCC